Molecule: messenger RNA, 2097 nt
Organism: Carassius gibelio (silver crucian carp)
Lineage: Eukaryota; Metazoa; Chordata; Actinopteri; Cypriniformes; Cyprinidae
Product: GTPase HRas
Exons: 6
Coding region: 709-1278 (189 amino acids)
Biological process (GO): Ras protein signal transduction
Cellular component (GO): plasma membrane
Molecular function (GO): GTP binding; GDP binding; GTPase activity
Source: RefSeq, a predicted model, not a curated record
GUUACCCAUACCUGAUAAACCCCCAUCCAAUGAGAAAUGUUAGCUUUUUGCAUCUAUCACUGGUAAAAGUCUGGAAGACCCCAUUUGUCUUUAAUUUUUAUAUCUCCCUUAUCUUACACACUCAGUUCAGUUCACGGAGCUCUCUUUUACCAAGCUAAUGAACUGAAUCGGGAGUGUUAAAUAAGAGAGACAUGCAAAAUGUGCAUAGCAGAGGGUCCACAUGACCAGGACUAAGAACCAGGCCUAGGGAUAACCAAUGAAUGGAGUGCACCUGGCAUGCAGAAUUAGCUCCAACCCUAGUCAAACACACCUGCAUUUGCCAAACAAUUAAUACAAUUUUUUAAGCACAUCAAUAUACAUAGUAACACAAUUUAUCUCUGAAGCACAGAACUUAAAAAAAAAAAGAAUAGACAAAUAGUAGCCUAUUAUGAUAUAAAGUAAACUACAAUAUAUAAUUAGCAAACACAUUCUUGUUAUUUUGUAAAUGUAUGCAGACAGCACAAUGGUUCUUAAGAACAUUCCUGGAGGACCCCCAUCACUGCACAAUAUGCAUGUCUCCUUAAUUAAACACACCUGAUUCAGGUCACCUGUUCAUUAAUACAGACUGACUGACUUGAAAUGGAUGUGUCAGACAAAGGAUAUUGUAGCCUACUCUGUGUGACAAAAUGAUGACUCUUACAUCCAGCUUCAGACGCCGCAGCAGUGAGAAUGACGGAGUAUAAGUUAGUGGUUGUUGGUGCAGGUGGCGUGGGCAAGAGCGCUCUGACCAUCCAGCUCAUUCAGAACCACUUUGUUGAUGAAUACGACCCGACCAUUGAGGACUCGUAUAGGAAACAGGUGGUGAUUGAUGGAGAGACGUGUCUGUUGGAUAUCUUGGAUACUGCAGGUCAGGAAGAGUACAGUGCAAUGAGAGACCAGUACAUGAGGACCGGAGAGGGCUUUCUCUGUGUCUUUGCCAUCAACAAUACCAAGUCUUUUGAGGACAUUCAUCAGUACAGGGAACAGAUUAAGAGGGUUAAAGAUUCAGAUGAUGUGCCCAUGGUGCUUGUGGGUAAUAAAUGUGACUUACCAGCACGCACUGUGGACACAAGACAAGCCCAGGAACUGGCCCGCAGCUACGGUAUUCCCUACAUUGAAACCUCAGCCAAGACAAGACAGGGAGUGGAAGAUGCCUUUUACACUCUUGUCCGUGAAAUCAGGCAGCAUAAGCUGAGGAAACUGAACCCGCCAGAUGACAAUGGCCAAGGCUGUAUGAACUGCCGCUGUGUGGUGUCAUGAUCCUGUGAAUGUUCAUUUGACCUGGUUUUCAGAGCAGUGCAGCCUUCCAGACCACAAACACUGCAACACCUACACAGAUGCUGGACGUUAAGAGCAGACUGUGUAAAAGGGAAAUCUUUAAUCUGGCAGCCCUGCAGUCUUCUUAGGGAUUUUCCCAUCUCGCUCCUUCACUGGAGAUGUAAUAAGUUGUACCUCAUUUUAACGGUCUCAACACUGGAGUUGCUACGACUGGAUGAAGCUGUCACACUUAAAUAUAUUUACAUUAAACAACCUAUCUACUCUUAACUGGAAUUAAUAGCUCAGAAAAUAACCUCUCAUAUUGCUUUGUCAGAUGUGGAUGUUAGAAAAAUACUUUACGAGAUGGAGAGGAGAAAUACUACAUCAGUUAUAUUAGCAUAUGUCUGUAUGUGAGAAAGAUUUGUAUUAUCAUUUGCUUGGAGCAAGUCUAACCUAAUAAAAUGUACAUAAUUCAUGGCGUUCUCUUGCAAAGAGGACUUUUAGUCAUAUGCAGUGUGUUUAUCACAGGUUAUGGUGCAAUAGAUUGCAAUUAGAGGCUAAACCUCCGAUGAGUCUUUAUUUUGCACAAGGUUUAGGACAAAAUGUAGAAGUGGAGGACUUUAUUCUUUGUUUGCUUCUGGUUUUGAAUGGGCCUCAGGGUCUAUGUGGCUUGGUAUUCAGAUGUGAUGCUUUUUAUUUAUGAUAGACAAAUGCAUUGCAAAUAAUUGCAUUGGCUAAAGACGUCAGAUCUCUUCAAAUAAUAAUCAUAGUUGUUGGAAAAUGAAUGCAAAGUUACUAUAAACUUAAAUCUUGGACUGAAAA